Elgaria multicarinata webbii is the source of this 3766-nucleotide messenger RNA. RefSeq names its product shieldin complex subunit 2 (gene SHLD2). The record is from RefSeq and is a predicted model, not a curated record. NCBI's taxonomy places the organism in Eukaryota, Metazoa, Chordata, Lepidosauria, Squamata, Anguidae. The transcript has 9 exons. Gene Ontology annotation, biological process: regulation of double-strand break repair via homologous recombination. Gene Ontology annotation, cellular component: site of double-strand break; nucleus. The coding region runs from base 861 to 3545 and encodes 894 amino acids.
GAGCGCGAUGAAUCUCACGGCCGUGUUUUCUUCGCGGGGACACCUUUGGAAAAGACCAAACAUCUGAAAUUCUUAUUGGAAACCUUGGACUUCUGAUUUGAAAUUAAUGACUUUACAGUUCCACCAAUAGAUGUUAUGCCACCACAUAAAAAACACACCAAAAAAAACACCUCCUGAUGGGAGCAGAUGGUACUUGGCACUUUUGGAUAUUAAGCAUCAAGAUGUGAAAAAUAAAUUAUUGUCAACACAGAAAUACCAUUUGAAAAAUUCAUCAAUGACUGUUUUCAUUGUGUUGAUACUAUUUAAUGAAAAUUGAUAUUUUAUGAACAGACACAGCUACAUUUUGGAGACAAGUGUACUGUAUACUUUUAAAAGGCUAAUGUGAUGAAGUCUGAUGCUGACUAUUUAUGGAAUACAAAAAAUGUAAUGAAGAAUUUCCUGUAAUAGUCAUGUUUCCAUUAUUGCAUUCACAUAAAAGAAAUGGCUGCCGGAACUCCAUAGUAUGAUAAGUUCUUUAAAACAUAAAUUACAGUAUAAAAUUAACUCUUAGCUAUUGAGUAAAUGAAAUUUCAAAUAUUCAUUCACAAGAAGUAUAACUCACAAUUUGUGAUGAGGUUUCUUAUGAACUAUAAUACCUAUCAAGAGUUUUUAUUAUGAUUUUUUAAUACUGUGUUUUUCCCAAAGAUCACUGGGACUGAAUUUGUUUCUUUCACUACUUUAUGAAAGACUCUUUGCCUUGAAUUACUUAUUCAAAAAGUAAUGGAUUAUUAAAAAUAGCACUUUAGGCAUGUGUAAAAUGAACUAUUGUAUUUAUUAUAUGAAUCUAUAUUUUUCCAUAAUCAAACACCUGCAAGAAAAACAUGUCUAAAGCACCUCAGAUCCAUAUUUUCUUUGGUGCACCCAUCCUUCCAACUUCAUUAAAGGAAUCUAAAGAUGAGCCAUUUGCAAUAGCUACUGCUGAAACAUGGAGAAAACUCUCCCUUUCAUUUUCCAAAGACACUUCUAACCUUUGUACUAGAAAAUGCAAGCGCCCUGACCAUGAAGAACAUCAGACACCUAACAACAUAGUAUUGGCUACCCAAUCCAAAGAUCACUUCAUAGCAAACUUUGGAGAAAAAUGUGGGUUGACUGAUGCUAUUUUGACAGAUUGUGCAGCUGAUGCAGAAAGUGUAAAAUCCUUCAACAAUAAAACUUCAGGUGACUCGACUGGCAACGGUUUUUAUGUCUAUGGAGAUGGCAGCACAGAGAACUACAUGAAUCAUUUUAUAUAUCAGCAGUUUCCCAAUGAUGCAAAAAUGCAUAAACAACAAAGCAAACAAUCUGAAGGUGCUGAAGGAGGUGCUAGUUUCAUGGUCCAUAAUCAGCUCGAUAUUUCUCCCUUGGUUUCUAAUACCAAAAAGAUCAGCAGAGGAAUGAUGUCUAUCCAACCGAAUGAUAAGCCAUCAGACAUUCAAUGUGAUCAUUACCAGCUACUGAAUCAAUAUCUGGAGAUACGUUGUCCAGUAAAAAUUGAAGACUCAAAAGCCGAAAAACCACUAGAUGUGUGUUCAAGCCUUGUAGUAUCAACAGAUACUGAAUUCCUUAGUAUUCUGAUGUCAAGCCAAGUUGCUCUGCUUUCAGGAAUGCAUGCUGUAGGACAGAAUGAAAUACAAGGGAAACCUACAAAGUUGAAGAGCAUGGAAUUGAAUGAGCCUUGUAGGGAAAAUGAAGCAGCUGCAAAUCCGCUUACUCAAUUAAAUGAAAAUGGUGGCAUGUGUGUGGAGAUAAAUUGUAGACAAUACUAUGACAGCUCUCUUGAUCUUUUUGAUUCUGAUAGUACUGUAAAAGAUAACUCAUCUUUGAGAGGAGCAAGCUUUCAGGAAAAUACUAAUGUAUCUACAGGCAUUUUUCAUGCACCUGAUGCUAAACCUAAUAAUGAGCUAUGUUUUACUGAACCAUGGGAGAAAGGAAUACUGUGUUCUCAAGGAGACCACUCUGCCAAAAGAUUCCAAACAUCUAAAAAUACCAUACCUGUAGCUAACAUUAUAGUUGAAGACCAGCAGCAAUCAAAAAGAGUCAAGUUGGUUUGUUCUCCAGUUUGUCCAGUUCCACAAAUUGAGGAAUUGAGAAUUUCAGGAUUUAAGAAAGUUCAGAACCAUCCAUCGUUGCUUAAAGACUGUCUCUUCAAAGGCCAGAAGUACACUAUCUUAGUCACAGUACGGCAUCCAUGUCAUAUCAAAGAAAUACAAACUAAGUCAGGGACUAAAUUGUCCUCAAAAGUCCCCUUAGCCACAACUGUAGUUUUUGAUCAAUCGGAAAUACAACGGAAGAUUGUGUUAUGGAGAGAAGCAGCAUUCUGGUCACUUACAGUGUUUCCUGGAGAUAUCUUACUAUUCACAGAUGUCACUAUAUAUGAAAACCAUUGGAUUGGAGAAAUGAUGCUGCAAUCAACGUUUACUAGUCAGUUAAUGAAUCUUGGAAGCUGCUCAACUAUUAAUCUGAAUGAAUGUUCCCAUAUAGUGGAUGUCAAUAUUCUCCAAGAUUUGCUUGUGUAUGUAUCUUCAAAGCAUCCGUAUCUUCAAGCAAUCCCUCAAAGGAAGACACAGACUCUGAACAACAUACAACAUGUUCUACUAGAUAAACUCAAACCGGAUAUGUUGGUGCAUUCAAUAGUGAAAAUUGUCAACAUCACUGUGCUAACAGAAUCUACGUAUAGUUUCAAAGGAGAAACGCAAAGAAAAAUUAUUUUAACAGUGGAACAAGUCAAAGAUCGGCAUUUUGCCUUGGUGUUAUGGGGAGCUAUAACGUCCCACUGUCCUCAACUUCAAAGGAAAAGAGAUCAUAUAUGGGAAUUUAAAUAUCUAUUUUCAAAACACAGUCCUGUUUCUGGUGAACUUGAAUUGCACACAACACCAUGGUCAGACCUGGAGUGUCUCUUUGAUGAUGACAGAAGAGCUGUUGAGUUUAAGGAAAAGUUUGAAAAGGGUGUCAAAUCAUUGUUGAGUGUGACCGUUCUUGCUGCACACCUGGAGGAGAAGUGUUCUGGAAUAAUCCAAGUGAAGGCCUGCAUCUUGGAGUUGAAAUUUACUGUUCCUUCCUCUCCAUAUGGACUUAUUUUUGAUGCUAGUACUACACUGCAACAGAUAUUUGCUUCUCUCAGUCUGAUCACGUAUGGAGGCUGUGAAAAAUGUGGAGUUGAACUACAGACAGAUAAUAACAAGAUCUAUAAACAGUGCAUUAGCUGCUUACCCUUUAACAAAUUGAAGUUAUUCUACAGACCUGCACUGAUGACUGUAGAGGAUGGAGGAUAUGAAAUCUCUGUUCAAGUGGUGUCAGAACUGAUGGAGAAGAUGUUCCUCAAUAUUCCGGCAGCGUGGCUAAAUAAGGCCAUAGAGCCGUCCUUAGACACAACAUAUGGCAUGAUUGUAGCGGAUCUGUGCCAUUCACUGCUCACAGACACAAAAGCAUCCUACCUUUUGACAAUUAGGAGCCAUUUUGUAUUGGAUGAAAACAGCUAUCCUUUGGAGAAGGAUUUCCGUCUGCUGGGUUUUCAUCUUGAUCUCUGAAGCAGGAGCUUCUACUUAGCCAGUUCUACCCUCCACACCCCUGGUGCUCCCUGUGACUGGAAAAAAAUGUGAUUUAUUUUUUUUAAAUUAAUUAGAUGUAUAAAAAUUUUCAGAUUUUGUUUUAUUUUUAUAAAUGCCCAUUGUAUUAUUUAUGAAUUAUGAAUGCUAAUUAUUUAUAUAGUUCUUCCCAGUAACUAUAAAUAAACUGAGUUUCUAACUAA